AUGUUUUGUUGGCGUUGUUUGUGAGUCUGGAACGGAUUAAUGGCAUUAGUAUUCAUUUCAAUAGGGCGUGACGAUUUGAGCUACGACUUUUUGGGGUUUCAAGUGGUGUCACAGAACGAAGUGAACUUGUCAAACAAGGCAGCGCCGUAUGAUUUCAUUUGCUCCAGACCUCAUCGCGGCUAACUGCAAAUGGUCAUAUUGCGCAGCCGAACAGGUCGCGCACGCACGCACGCGGCCCCUCGUACAGUUGAGAGGAUGCGAGGAGUCAGUGGGGGAGCGGCUCUUGUCGUCUUAGCGGAUGUGGCGGUCCCUCAUGUCUGGACUCUCCGUUUACAUUAUUCAUACGGGGGAGGGAGUGACUUCUUGGCCUUUUGCGCCGCUGUAUAAAACGAGGAGUCCGCGUCAAAGAAACUACAGAUGGAGAAGGCCCGCCGCCUGGCAGCGUCACCGAGAGCCAACCCCGACUGCGUCCACUCGUGACCAUCGCCAUCGGCACACCAUGCCCGCGCUCCGCGUGCUCUGUCUGGCGGCCGCGCUGGCCGCGCUCGCGCGAAGCGGCGGCGUCGCCGCCGUGGGGCCGCUGGUCCGCUGCGAGCCGUGCGACUCCGUGGCGCUGCUGCAGUGCAAGCCCCUGCCCAAGGACUGCGCCGAGCGCCUGCGGGAGCCCGGCUGCGGCUGCUGCGUGACGUGCGCCCUGGGCCGAGGGCGCGCGUGCGGAGUGUACACGGCGCGCUGCGGCUCGGGUUUGACCUGCCAGCAACAGCCGGGCGAGAGCCGACCCCUGCAAGCUCUUUUGGAGGGACGGGGAGUGUGCGCCAGCGCCAGCGCCGGCGCGUCGACCCAAAAACUCGGCGCCAUCCCGGUUCCGGCGCAAAAACAAGACCGCGGGCGAAAUGGGGUCGAGGAAGGCCUCGCCAACAAGACGGCGACAAUGAGCGCGUCGCCGCCUUUGUCGACUGUCAAAGGCGGUCAGAGUGGAGGCGUGAUGGACACCAGGCCUCCGUUACACAACAAGCUGAUAAGGAAAGAUCAGAACAAGAAGACUCACAGCUACAAGGUGGCGUCGGUGUCAGAGGGAGCCAAUGCGGACAUGCAGAACUUCUCCCUGGAGAACAAAAGGGAGUCUGAGUAUGGCCCGUGUCGUCGGGAGAUGGAAAGCAUCCUAAAUAGUCUGAAAAUCAGCAACGUGCUCAACCCGAGAGGCUUCCGCAUACCCAACUGUGACAGAAGAGGCUUCUAUAAGAAAAGACAGUGCCGUCCAUCCAAAGGCAGAAGGCGGGGAUACUGCUGGUGCGUGGACAAGUACGGACAGUCCCUGCCCGGCUACGACGGCGGAGAUGAGAAACAGUGUCACAACCGCGAGAGCCAAUGAGGGCCACAAGCUGGAAGGCAGGAAAGCCAAAGAAGGGAAGAGGGGGACGAGGGGGAAGGGAUGGAGCGACCGGCGGAGACGCCCGUCCAUCGCAACUGCCUAUUCGGCGCUACGGGUUCCUCUUGGUUGUUCUCGAGAAAAUGAUCAAGCUUCAAAAAAAAAAAAAAACUAAACAAAAACAAGAAAAAAAAAAGAACAAAACAAAGAAAAUAGCAAGAAAUUUGUCAUCUGCACUAUUUUGCUAGCGAGGGAGCGAAAUGAGGGAAUUUCCCACUCACUUUUAAAAGACCUUCUUUGUGACUGUGACCCCCCCCAAAAAUGCAGCGCCCCCAUACCAAUGCGCGUCUGUCUGCGAAUGUGCCACCGUGCCUCUGCCAGUGCUCGCCUUGCAUUGUGUGCGCGCCGCUGUGUGAUUGUGCAACAAGUUUGUUUUCCCAAAAAGUGUUUGUGUAAAUACUCGACAGGACAUCACGAAGCCAAGAGACCCCCGAGCUCUGGCCCUGUCACGUUCAACAAAACAAACAAAAAAAAAAAAAAAAACGCUCUCAGGGUCCUUUUCCCAGAGAAGGAUGAUCUGGCACGGCAACGGCGUCGUCUUCAUAGUCGAGCGCGUUGGCCAACCGAGAGCCUUGAUCGCUGUGUCCGGCUUCGUGCCCGCCGGUUGUGGCGGGAAAGGAACAGAUGCAAGCCGUGCAACCGUUGCAGUGCCUCAAACCUGACCUUGACAUGCCUUCCCUCCAAAGGAAAUCCAUCUCUCGCGUAUCAAAUGCACCCCUCGGGUGUUUUUUUGCGUGUCGCAUGCGCACGCUAAUUAGCGGCCAUCAAGAAAGCCAAAGGCUAAAAAAAGGAGAAAAGGAAAACAAAUCGACUUCUUUAGGAUUUAGACUCGGUCAUCAUGCUACCUUUCCCGGCUUUGGAUCCCGGGCCCUGGCUUGGGGGCUGGAUGUUCCGGGGUCUGACUUGUGUUUUCCGAGCUGGCUUUUUUGAUCCAAAACAUUGGAAUGACCCCCCGCCCCCCCUCUUCCACACAUGGAACUCACGGAGUUGCACUCAGCCUUUCUAUACCGCACAUGUGGGGGGGGUUGUGGCCGGUUGAGGCGAGGUGGGUGAGCGGGCUGCCAUCCAUGAACCUGCCCCGACGGAAGCUCAGGAGAAUGCACGCGACGACUCCGUCAACGUCGACGCGUCCCUCAUCCCGCGUUCUGGUUUUUGAUCGCGCGCGGCCGGUUCCAAAUGGAUCAAUGUGCCCUCCUCUUUUGUCUGUCGCCAUAACCUGUUCCCGUCCAUCCGUGAUCCUUCCCACCGGUCCAUCCAAACUCGUUUGUCCUCAUCCUGACGUCCGCACGGGCUUUGUAUCCGUGCCUCAUCCUGUUCCCGUCCUUUUGCCGCGUCUCUUCCACAUACAGCAAAUGGGGCUUUUUUUGGGAAUACAUAUCUAUUUUUGUCCUCGCCUCGAACACGACAGCCCUAUUCUCUUCCCGUGUAACCUGGCGGAGGCUUGCUGAAGCGCGCGUGGGCCCGGCGGGGCAGGGAGGGCUGCCCCGGCCACCGGCUCCAGCUGCCCCUAUGCUACAAGCACAAGCACUUCAAGCACUUUAGCUGCACCCGUGCAAAA
Hippocampus comes (tiger tail seahorse) is the source of this 2987-nucleotide messenger RNA. Its product is annotated as insulin-like growth factor-binding protein 3. Gene Ontology annotation, cellular component: extracellular region. The transcript has 4 exons. The record is from RefSeq and is a predicted model, not a curated record. Gene Ontology annotation, molecular function: insulin-like growth factor I binding; fibronectin binding; insulin-like growth factor II binding. Gene Ontology annotation, biological process: regulation of insulin-like growth factor receptor signaling pathway. Lineage: Eukaryota; Metazoa; Chordata; Actinopteri; Syngnathiformes; Syngnathidae. Bases 299 to 1372 code for a protein of 357 amino acids.